UCCUCUCUCUCUCUCUCUCUCUCCCUUCGUACUUCAUCGACCGCCGAAAUGGCUACUGUAGCUCCUCCAGCUCUCCUCAAACCCCUUAUCCCCUCCGAGUCAACUCGGCCAAACACAGAAUCCACUCGCAGAACGUUAAUCAUCUGCAAAAACCACAACAACACUGCCGCAUUCGAAGAGAAAAAGUCAGUGCUGGUUGACUACGACAAGGGUCAGCACGAGGUCUCCACUCGUGUGAGUGGACUCAGGAAAGCUGAGAUUCCAAGACGGUACCGGUUACGCGUUCAGGGACACCGUUUCCAGAUGGACUGGACGAUCUCUGAGGUAGUAGAAAGACUAAUGGAGCUCAACCAUUGGGAGGAUGUAGAAGCCGUCUUGAAUCGCUGGAUUGGGCGUUUCGCUAGAAAGAAUUUUCCUAUUCUAAUUAGGGGGCUCUAUUGA
This is a messenger RNA of Carica papaya (papaya), 441 nucleotides long. The record is from RefSeq and is a predicted model, not a curated record. Lineage: Eukaryota; Viridiplantae; Streptophyta; Magnoliopsida; Brassicales; Caricaceae.